Molecule: messenger RNA, 1218 nt
Organism: Terrapene triunguis (Three-toed box turtle)
Lineage: Eukaryota; Metazoa; Chordata; Testudines; Emydidae
Product: START domain-containing protein 10-like
Exons: 6
Coding region: 58-858 (266 amino acids)
Molecular function (GO): lipid binding
Source: RefSeq, a predicted model, not a curated record
CCUGUGUUCACCCGUCCGGCGCCUUCCGCUGCUGACCUCGCCGGCUCCCCAACGCCUAUGGAGCCUGUGCAGGUGCCCGACGCCGACGCCUUCCGGGCCUUCCGGGCUCAGUGCGAGGCGGAGCGCGGCUGGCAGAGCAGAUACAGCCGGGAGGGCGUCGGGGUGUGGGUGCAGCCGCCCCCGCCCGCCGGCCCCGCCGUGCACACGGUCAAGUGCUGCAUUGACAUCCAAGAUGUGCCAGCGGAGACGGUGUAUGAUGUGCUGCAUGACAUUGAGUAUCGCAGGAAGUGGGACAUGAACGUCAUUGACACACAUGACAUUGCCCGGCUUGCCACCAAUGCUGAUGUGGGCUACUACUCCUGGAAAUGUCCAAAGCCCUUAAAGAACAGAGAUGUGGUGACACUGCGAUCCUGGCAGGUUGUGGAUAAAUCUUACAUGAUCAUCAACUUCUCUGUCAAACACCCGCAAUAUCCUCCCCGAAAGGACCUGGUAAGGGCUGUUUCUAUCUUGGCGGGAUACUUAGUGCAGUCGACUGGACCAAACAGCUGCACCUUGACUUACCUGGCUCAGGUGGACCCCAAAGGGAAACUGCCAAAGUGGGUUGUGAAUAAAGCUUCCCAGUACCUGGCACCAAGGAUGCUGAAGAAGAUGCAUAAGGCCUGCUUGAAAUACCCCUCCUGGAAACAGCAGCACAAUGUCAGUGUGAAGCCCUGGCUGUAUCCUGAGCAGAACAAACUCCCCUCCAUGAUGCUGUCAGACCUGGCACUCCAGCAUGCUGCCUCUCUGGAGAACAUUGAUGAGAGCAGCCUGUCGGAGGUGAAGGACGAGAGGGGAGACCACAGUGGCUCUGAGAACUGAUGCUGCUUGGUUCUCUUCCAGGAGCAACACUGCACUAGACUCUGUUUGGACUCUUCCUGACUGUUUUACAUUAAAGGGGGGAAAUGUAUUUUUAUGCCCAGGGUUUGUAGUUCUUCCUGUCAUGAGCCAAGAGACCAUGUUUAGGUCUCCAGCAUAGAGGGGUGUCCAUUCCCAUUAAGAUGGGAACAGAGGACAGUGGCUGCGUGGGGAGCUUGGAGCACCUGGGGCCCAUUGUGCUGAGACAGCUAUCGCAGUGAGCAGGAUAAAUCUUGGGAAAUUAUCAGUGACCUCUGAUAGGAUGGUAUGAAUUUCUUCUCCUUCUGCUCGAUGAUCCUUUCUGUACUAUGACAGGUUUCAGAG